This is a messenger RNA of Anopheles moucheti, 3563 nucleotides long. RefSeq names its product probable E3 ubiquitin-protein ligase makorin-1. Bases 119 to 1552 code for a protein of 477 amino acids. Gene Ontology annotation, molecular function: ubiquitin protein ligase activity; metal ion binding. Lineage: Eukaryota; Metazoa; Arthropoda; Insecta; Diptera; Culicidae. The transcript is spliced from 2 exons. Gene Ontology annotation, biological process: protein polyubiquitination. The record is from RefSeq and is a predicted model, not a curated record.
CAUCAACCUGGUGCCCAACACCGCGUUGGGAAGUGCGGAACAUCACCACAUCACGACGCCCACCGGUGACGGGCCGCGGAACAAAAUAGGCACCCACGCGCCACAGAUCCUGCCCGUGAUGGAGAAGGGCAAGGAUGGGGUGAUGCCAGUGGUGGCACCAUUAGAUAAUGCGGCUGCCGCACAGAUAAUUUGUCGGUUCUAUCAGUACGGUACCUGUCGGUUCGGUAGUUCCUGUCGGUUUAUUCAUCCCGCACCCGAACCGUCCGCACUCGGUACGCACGCUAGCAGCUGCAGUAGUAGUAGCAGCAACAGCAGCUUCGUAACAGCGACCGAAAGCAGUCCUACCGAUGGUGGUAGGGCGCUAGCGGGCAAAAAGGACGAAACAGUUAAAGAUACCAAGCUAAAGUCAUCCACGUCCGAUCUGUCGCGCUGGAUCGAUGCGCCCGUAUUUGUACCCAAGUCACAGCUGUCCGUAAAACCGCCUCGUAAGCAGCAACGUAAAACAGCGGACGUGAAGGUGGUGACCGAGGAAAAGGAGGAGGAAGAGGACGAGGAACCAGAGUUAGAUGAUGAUGAGCGGAACGAUGAGGCUGACAGUGAGGCGGACAACGAGGAGGAGGAGCAUGAGGAUGGUGCCGUUGGGUACGCAUCAGCGUCACUGCUAUCCUACGCGAACGUCGUGACAAUGAACAACAAUCACAACGGGAAGGAUACAAAACGAACGCCCGGUCAGCGGGAGUUCUGCCUUCAGUAUGAAAAGUUCGGCAUGUGUUUGGUGAGCGGCUGUACGUAUGUGCACGGUGAGCUGUGUGAGCUGUGCCAGAGGUAUUGCCUCGAUCCGCUCGAUAAGGAGCAGCAGCGUCGUCAUAAUGCCGACUGUAUCCGGGAGCAUGAGCUGGAGAUGGAGCAUGCCUUUGCGGUGCAGCGCUCGCGCGACAAAACCUGCGGCAUCUGUCUGGAGGUGGUAUUGGAGAAACGGGCCCGGGAGCAGCGGUUUGGCAUACUACCGAACUGUAAACACACAUUCUGUCUCGUCUGUAUCCGCACAUGGCGCAAGGCAACCAACUUUGCCAACAAAAUCAAAAGGAGUUGCCCCACCUGUCGCAUACCGUCUGACUUUGUCUGUCCGAGCUUUGUGUGGGUGGAGUGCGGUGAGGAAAAGGAACGCCUAAUCAAAAAUUACAAACAAGCCUGCAACAAUACGGACUGUAUGCACUUCAAGAAGGGUACCGCCAACUGCCCGUUCGGUAAUAAAUGUUUCUACAGGCAUGCGCUACCAUCCGGCGAGCUGGUCGAUCUCGGUGCACCGUCCCGCAGGCGCAACCCGCAUCGAGGCCGGGACCGUGAUAUGGACCAUGCCGAUGCGCUGCAGCUGCAGGAGAUCUUUGCGAGCCUGCUGCCCAGCAGCUGGGUGCUGGAAGAGUACAUGACGUCGCUGUUCACCGAGUUGAACGAAUCGGAUGACGAUUUAGAGUUCUUUUCCGGCCGGGGUGGUGGCUUCCCGUCCGAUUCGUCUGACUACGAGGACGAUUUUUUGUUCGAUCUAAUGUGAUCGCCAUCAAAGCAUUAGGUUGCGAACCGCGAAGGAUGCUAAGAGAGCCAAAGCAAAAUCACACACAUAUACAGAGGAAAACAAAAGGCGCACGCAUUGAAAUGACGGUAAAGUACAACAGAGUAAUCGGUCGUCGUUUCCAACGUUAUACAAAUUAAGUGUGUGCCGAUUCUUACUAUCAUUAGCUCAUACUAUUAUUGAACAGAUUGUGAAAAAAAAAAUGAGACAGAAACGAAUAGUUGAACUUUCGAACCCGGCAGAGCAGGAAUCAACUGUAUUGAUAUUAUAACAAUUGUUUGCUACGCCACCAAAACCGCGCGAACAACGCUCAAAAAGCCCAAGCAAAACAGUCUCAGCAGCCACCGCGCCUUCCAUGCUCAUUUAGUCAUAAAGUUUAAUUCACGCACGAACACGAAGCAGUACAGCAUUCCAAACCGAAUUAUGUUGUAUCGGGUGCGCUCUACUAAGCUAAGCCACAAACAUUUCCUCGGCCUUUUCUCCGUAACGCCGCAAACUCAAUGCAAAAAAGUCUCUCAACGAGUACUCAAACGCAACAAAUGGCCAGAACGGGCGAGUACACAUACACACACACACACCCGCUAAGCCAGGAAUAUCGGAAAGAAAUAACACACAAAAAAAAUGAAGCUUCCCGAUUAGCAGAAUGCGUGACUUUCUGGCAACAUUAUUCGAUCCUUCCUGUAAAAUCCAAAUCAAUCUACCUCACCGAACUCAAAUACCUUUACCACGAGCACACACAGUCGCCGGGAACGAGGGCCAGAUACCGUGAAGUUCGCUUUAUAAUGGAUGCGAGGAUUUUAUUUUGAGUGCGAUUAACUAUGAUGCAGUUGGAGAAUGGGAAUAGGUUCGCCGUACUAGUGCAGUUUUGCCAUUUAUAAGCAUUCUACAGGGUUUAAAAAAAAAUAAGUGAGCGUGAGCUGUUGAGUGAGGAAAUAGGAUAACAAGCGAGAGAGAGAUACAGAAAAAUUGUGAUUGUUAAGUUUGUUUAGUUCCCAUUACCUUAAAACAGAGAUUGGUGCAGGUUAUUCUUUAUUUCAACGCCUGUCUCUUAUUAUUCUACUACAGAGAUGCUGUAAAGAAUGAAAAAAAAAACAUCCAAAAUAGCAACAGACAGAUUUCUUAACCUAACCCUACAUAGAAUGCCCAUUCGUGCGAACUCUGCUCCGGUACUGCUUUUCCCCUGUUGUAAAAGUGUAUUUCCCGGAGAGGGGAGCGAUAAAGGAAAAAGAGAAAUGAUAGGGCAAAACAGCUUGCAAAAACUCUCGAAUAGCCCAAAAUCGUACAUGAACAAUUUUGAAUUUUGAAAUUUUCAUAUUAAUAUUAUUGGCAAUUAUUUGUGAGCUUUGCUGCUCGUGUUCUUGAUUAGCCCUUCAGUAGCAAUUACGAUUGGUUUUUUUUUUUGCUAAUCCUACACAUUGUGAACCUCCUGCAGAAGCGAAAUCUACAGAACAUAUUUAUUAAUUAGGCGCGCUGUGUCACUUAGAUCCAUCCGGCAUAUUUAUAUUUUCGUUUUUGUAUGCGUCGUUUUAUAUUGUUGCACUUAAUUUGGAAUGAAAAUCUUGUCAACACCGAUGAACAAAAAAUUGGAUUCAAGUGGAAUGACUAGAAGAAAACGGAAAAAAAAACAUAAUUUGUUACUGUAACUCGGUCAAAUUGUACAGACGGUAAGGCACGAACCCCAGGCUCGACACCCAUUGAUGGCUGUAGAGAGCCAACACAGGGUGGGAAAAAUAUCGCUGGCUGAUUGUCAAUACAUUAAGGUGUAGGUCACGAACCCGGGCUGUAAAGGGAUAACGAAAGUUCACGAUCGAAUGUUCGAGUUAAACGUCAACAUGAAACAGAAGCACAUUUAGCCAUUGGGGGUUGCGCUCUCACCCAAUAGAGAUUAAAAUAUGGAAUAAUACUAACUAGUAUAUACUCACGAAUUACUUGAUUUUUGUGAUACGAUCUAUUGUUUCUCCUAUAGCUUUUAUACAAACGGCGUUUGUGAGAU